This is a messenger RNA of Trichobilharzia regenti, 909 nucleotides long. NCBI's taxonomy places the organism in Eukaryota, Metazoa, Platyhelminthes, Trematoda, Strigeidida, Schistosomatidae. The record is from the annotation of a GenBank genome assembly.
AUGUCACGGGAUUCUGUUCGGAUUACAUCGCAUGCUGGAAGCUGGUAUUCAUCAGAUAGUAAACAGCUCUCAUCACAGUUGAGCAAUUGGCUAGAAAGCUGUGAAAAUAAUAUCUCAGAUCGUAAAACUGUCCGGGCGCUUAUAGUGCCUCAUGCAGGUUAUCGACAUUCUGGCUCGUGCGCAGCUCAUGCAUAUCGGCAAAUAAAUGCUGAAAAUAUAGAACGUGUUUUUAUCAUAGGUCCGUCACAUCAUUUGGCUAUCGGUGAUACGUGCGCACUAACAAGUGUGUCUGAAUACGAGACCCCAUUUUAUAAUCUAAAAAUUGAUCACGAUAUAUACAAUGAUCUUAAACGUCAAAAUUGCUUCGGAGUUAUUACCAAGAGCCAAGAUGAAGCUGAACAUUCAAUAGAAAUGCAGUUGCCUUAUAUUGCUCAUGUCAUGAAAAGCCGGAAGAAUCAGUAUGCUAUAGUUCCUAUAAUUGUUGGUGGUUUGUCGUUUAAAAAGCAAGAAUUUUUCGGAAACCUGCUAUCACAUUACCUUGAGGACGAAAAAAACCUCUUUGUAAUAUCUUCGGAUUUUUGUCAUUGGGGAAAACGCUUUCGAUAUCAAUAUUACAAGGAAUUCGACGGAGAAAUAUGGCAAUCCAUCAUGAAACUCGAUCACUUGGGUCUAGAGGCAAUACAGAGCCUAGAACCUACAAGAUUCAAGGAGUAUCUUGAAGAGUAUGGCAAUACAAUAUGCGGCAGAAGAGGUAUAGGCAUACUGUUACAUAUGGUGGCGUCUCUUCAUCAAAAGAAGACAGGCGAUAUGCAGCUUGAAGUUAUGCAGUAUACACAGUCAAAUCGUUGUCAAACAAUGGAAGACUCAUCUGUAAGCUAUGCAGCAUGUGUGUUACUCAAUAAUCAUUAA